GAUUGCAGUAUAACCCCGAUGAACAGGUGGGCCGGUGGUGGCUUUCUCCCCGGCGGGCUGCGCGUAGAUCCCGUGGCGCCGCGGCGGCCGCUCAGCCAAGCCGACACGAUGGCCGAGCGAGGAUGGCGCUCGUUCUCCGCAACGGAUUUUCAUCGCGAGGCCGUCACCAGCCGAGACGAGAUGCUGGAGAUGUGCUUCCGAAACGGCCUCAUCCCCAGGGAGAGGGCCUGCCUCAGGUGCGGACAGCCGGCACGCCUGGACCCUAGGAAAAGGAGGUUUAGGUGUGACAAGUCUGUGUCGAUCAGGAAGCAGAAGAAGCAGAGGUGUGGCUGGUCCGCUUCGGUAUUCUCGGGCCUACGACGACCUGCUGCUGGACGCACCCUGCCUCCAUCACCUUCUCCAGCAUCACCCGAGCACCCUCACAGCCCUCAGCAGCAUCAAGCAAUCAGCCUGUCCGGUUCCAGCAAGUGGGUGGUCGCCGCCGCGGACGUGGAGACGGUGCUGUGCGAGGACGACACGGCCAUCCUCAGCCUCCCCUUCGAGGCCCACCACCACGACGAGGACGAGGACACCACCUCCAACCCCGCCCCUCCGUCCUCGACCGCCUCCGACGACGGCCCUCUCACUCCGGGCCUCAGGAUCAAGGAGGAGGUGGUCGAGUGGGUGGAGGAGGAGGUCGUCGAGACGCCCGACCUCAAGCUGGAGGUGGAGGAGGAAGGGGAGGAAGAGGAGGGGGAGGAUCAGGAAGUGGACAAGGAGAAGAAGAAGAAAGAAAGCGAAGGAAACAAGAGGACGAGAAGGGGCGAGUCAACGGCCACCAACACGAAGACCCGGUGACGGUGUUUUUGCCUUUGCCCAGCAGAAAGCGGCGCGCCCACCACACGCCCGUCCACUCCCCGGGGACGCCGCCCUCCUCCUCCUCCUCCUCCCCCUCGCCUCCACCACCCGACUCUCCAUCGCCAGCGACUCCUCCCUUCCCCACCCCCAACCCCGUCAG
Messenger RNA from Penaeus vannamei (Pacific white shrimp), 997 nucleotides. The record is from RefSeq and is a predicted model, not a curated record. Lineage: Eukaryota; Metazoa; Arthropoda; Malacostraca; Decapoda; Penaeidae.